AUGAAGGAGAAACAGGAAGCGUUUCCACUCUGCCAAUGGGCGAACAAGACGUGGUUAGCGUCAACAACCACCACUCUGGACGAAUAUUGUAACCGUCGAACAAAUGACGACCUGGGAAUUGAGGGAGGUGGAGAUGAAGAGUUAAUGAGUUCGCUUGGAGGAGCGGAUGAUUAUAUAACAGGGGGAGCGUCGAAAGAACUUCAGAAUCUCUAUGAAGACAAUAAGUCGGCGUCAGUAGACCAGGGAUGCACAGGUCAAUCCCCGAGGGCGAGUCUGCCAAGUUGGGAUCAGAUACUGGCACAAGUAGUGGACACCUUACAUCAAGACCCGAAACGACUGAACCUGGGGAGGUUAGGAAGAGAUUGGGGAUUGGUGCAGGACGUAAACCUAAGAAGAAGUUGGGGAAAUGUUCUGACAAGGAAAGUUUGUCAAGGAUCCAGCGUGAACAGGAAAUGGGCCGGAGCCCUGAUGUGUCUGAUUGGUACUCUCGCAGUAGGUACAAAUCAAACCAGACAAAGUUGGGGACCCAUUCCAGACGUCUGUGGCAACUUUCUCGAUGAGGUAAUAGGUUCCAGUCACCCGCACAAAGAAGAAGCUCACAGGAACAGCCAGGAGUCAACCCUAACAGCGGACGACAGGACGAGGGAUCGAAGAAUUAAAAAGGAAGUGACGGCUUUUUUGAGUUUGAUAUUGACUAUAUAUGACUUAAUUAAAAGAUGUUGCGUCGGGUGCGGCCCCUAUUCAAUAGAGAGGUGGGCUGCAGGAAUAGGUCCAAGAACCAUUAAGCAGGAGACAGUAUAUUGUAAGCUGGACAACACGGAAUUGAAAUGCUAUAGAUCCCCGCAGGAAACAGAACAGGGGCCGGGGUAUUUACGCUAUAGUGGAGCGUCGACACCAAGUCUGAGAGAUAUCUCCCUAAGUCCAUCAGAUCAGACGGGGACAUACACAAGGCAACACCGCACCCCGGUCCUGGACGGCGGCGAGCAGGGUCACCUGACGCAAGAGUCUGCGAGUGGAGACCCAUCCAAAGAGCGAAGGAGCAUAGAAACUGAUGUCUCUUCAGACGAAAAUCGCGGACAAGACGCCCCCGACGGAACCCAACAGGAUCAGGAACACAGCACCAGGAGGUUAGAAUCCCUAAGCUCGGACCCAAACGACAACGGACCACCAGAGAAGGAGGACGAGUCAAGUGCCCCAACAGGGGGUAAGCCUACCAAAGACAAAGACGGAACUGGCGAGGAGCAAGUACCCACAGCUGAAGAUCUCAGGGGGGCGACCCUCCCAACUCAAGGUGAAUCGGAACAGGAGCCACCAUCCCAGACCACCAGCUCAGGACAAUUGACUAUGGGUUCAGUAGGUGGGAUAAUUACGAGCAUGAUUUUGAGUGCACUAGGUAUAUAUGGGUUUUGGAGGAUAAGGUUUCGGAAUAGUAGAGAUAUCAAAGCAGAGGAAAGUCGAAGGUACGUCAAGAUAGGAUAUGGAUGA
This is a messenger RNA of Plasmodium inui San Antonio 1, 1485 nucleotides long. RefSeq lists its product as hypothetical. The transcript has a single exon. NCBI's taxonomy places the organism in Eukaryota, Apicomplexa, Aconoidasida, Haemosporida, Plasmodiidae. The coding region runs from base 1 to 1485 and encodes 494 amino acids. The record is from RefSeq and is a predicted model, not a curated record.